UCUUCUUCUUUUUUACCUAGGCAGCUUACGCUUACCUCACACCACCAUCAUCUUCCUUCUACCACCUCUAGCUACAUUUAAUCGGUCGAGGUAGCCUUCUCCUCCAUUCCCCUAUAAAGCCCUCCGUUAUGUGACCACUCAUGGGCUCUCUCUCUCUCUCUCUCUCUCUCUCUCUCUCUCUCGUCUAGCUGCUACUAGCUCAUAGGGACACACUUCGGAGUCUGGAAGCUGGAGGAGCAAGCUCAGUUCAUCGUCGGUUGAUCUCCGUCUACCUAGCUCUACUUACUACAUCUAGCUCGCUCGCUUGCUUGGUUGCUGGGCAUGGACAACAUGACCCACAACUCGAGCAGCAGCAACUCCUGGGACUUGGACAUGAGCCUCGGCAGCCACCACCACCCUCUCCUCUUCGACCACCCCACCACGACUCCACCGCCGCCGCCACCGCCGCCAUUAUCCUUCCACCUCCACCCACCUCUUCCAUCACAGCAGCAGCAGCACCACCACCAGCUAGCCUUAGAUCAUUCCCCUCCCCCCUCCCUCUUCCCUCCUCACCACCUCCACCAUCUUGACUUGGCCGUCGACCUCCACCGACAUGGCCAUGAAUACCACCAGCAUCAGAACCAGCAGAGAGAUCAGCAGCACGACGAGAUGCAACAAAGGCCGCCGCCGCCGACGGAUCAGGAGGGUUCGCAGUCGCAGCUUCAUCAGCAGCACCAGGACGCCGUGGACGAGGCGGAGGAGGAGCUGGGCGCGAUGAAGGAGAUGAUGUACCGGAUCGCCGCCAUGCAGCCGGUGGACAUCGAUCCGGCUACAAUCAAGAAGCCACGCCGCCGCAACGUGCGCAUCAGCGAGGACCCGCAGAGCGUCGCCGCGCGCCACCGCCGCGAGCGGAUCAGCGAGCGCAUCCGGAUCCUGCAGCGCCUUGUCCCAGGGGGCACCAAGAUGGAUACGGCUUCCAUGCUCGACGAGGCCAUCAGAUACAUCAAGUUCCUCAAGCGCCAGGUCCAGGACCUCCAACACCAGCCUGCACCGCCGCAUCAGCAGCACUAUCCCGGCGGGGGCAGCAGCGGCGGCGCUGGGCCUAGUAGUACGGUGGCCAUGGCGGGACGGCCGGCCUUCCUGCCACUGGGUGCCGGAUCCCUGAUCGACUGGGCGGGGCUGACCAGGCAGGUGGAUAUCCACGGGCCGACGUCAUCGUCGUCCUCGUCCUCGAUGGGCGGCGCACUAGGUUUUGGGUUCAGCGGCGGCGGCGGUCAAAGCAGCCAUGGAAUGCACUGAGAAGGUUAGGUGAUGGGUGGAUUUAACUAGGGAUGGAUGCAUGGAUAUGAUGACUAGAGAGAGGUAAUUUUGAUUUAAUUUCUUCCUAAUUCUUCUUCCUCUUCUUGCGAGUUUGUGUACUGGAUGUUUUCUAUGAUGAAAUUAAGUUCAAUUUUAUGAGUAAUAAGAUUACCUAGGGUUUGUGCCAAA
Messenger RNA from Lolium perenne, 1467 nucleotides. RefSeq lists its product as uncharacterized. Gene Ontology annotation, molecular function: protein dimerization activity; DNA-binding transcription factor activity. The record is from RefSeq and is a predicted model, not a curated record. Lineage: Eukaryota; Viridiplantae; Streptophyta; Magnoliopsida; Poales; Poaceae. Gene Ontology annotation, biological process: regulation of DNA-templated transcription.